UGGGCGGUGCCCGGCGGCCGCAGGAGCCGGCGAUGGGGCGGCGCGGGCCGCGCUGAGGGGCCGCGGGCGCCGGGACCGCAGGUCUCAGUGCCACCGGAGCGGGUCCCCGGGGCGGAGGGGCCCGCAGCUGCCAUGACGACUGGCGACUGCUGCCACCUGCCCGGCUCCCUCUGCGACUGCCCGGGCGGCGCUGCCCUGGCCAAGGCGGUGGAGGACGCCGACCUCGGCCGCCCGCACUACGUGACCCAGGUCAGCAGCAGGGACGGGAGGCUGCUGUCCACCGUCAUCAGGGCGCUGGGAGCGCAGAGUGACGGUCCCAUCUGCCGCAUCUGCCACGAAGGUGGAAGUGGGGAGGGUCUGCUCUCGCCCUGCGACUGCACAGGGACGCUGGGCACCGUGCACAAGAGCUGCCUGGAGAAGUGGCUGUCCUCCUCCAACACCAGCUACUGUGAGCUCUGCCACACCGAGUUUGUGGUAGAGAGAAGACCAAGGCCUUUGACAGAGUGGCUGCAGGACCCGGGGCCGCGCAGCGAGAAGCGAACACUCUUCUGCGACAUGGUUUGCUUCCUCUUCAUCACGCCCCUGGCUGCCAUCUCGGGCUGGCUCUGCCUGCGGGGGGCGCAGGACCACCUGCAGUUCAACAGCCGCCUGGAGGCCAUCGGCCUCAUCGCCCUCACCAUUGCACUUUUCACCAUCUACGUCCUCUGGACGCUGGUGUCGUUCCGCUACCACUGCCAGCUGUACUCGGAGUGGCGCAGGACCAACCAGAAGGUGCGCCUGAUGCUGCCGGCCGCGCGGAGCCCUCACCCCCUGCCCCACUCCCUCCUCUCUGCCAAGCUCAUGAAGAAGGCCGCGGAUGAAACCAGCGUCUGAGGCGCCCCCGUGGGCGCUGCACCCCGCAGCUGCCGGGCCCAGGGCAGCCCCCGGCGCGGGCAGAAGCGACGAGGGUCGAGUGCCCCCCAGGCACGCAGGGCACAUGGCACCUGUGGAGGCGCUGGGACGGAAUCAUCCCACCCGAGGGGACUUUGUGCUCAGCACCUGCUCCGUACCGAGGCAAAGGGGCAGAUGCCCAACGUCUGCCGCAUCAGGCAGCCCCAGGAGCGGGUGGCAGGAGGUGCCUGUCUGCAGGGACACUUUGCUGUGCCCGAGCAGCACAGGGGGGAGUGGCUCCAGCUCCAUCUCUCUCUAGAUCAGAUGAUUUUUUAAGGCCAUGCAGAUUGUGUCCCAGUCCCUCCCUGUCGAUGUUCUGAGCUUCAGUCGGGAGCUGGCAGCCUGAUCUCAUUCAGAGGUUACCUCUAUGCCUUUUCUCCAGCCGAGCAGACAAAGAACUCUUCUCAUCCUCCCCCCUCCGGAGCCUCCUUCUCCUUUGCACUAAAUUGGUUUUGAUAAUCCUGCAGCAGCCUUUCCCCUCACUCCUUGGUCUCUUCGUGGUGUUUUUGUCCUUUCUAGAACCCUGUGUGUUUUUAAUAACUACUCUAAGCCCAGAAGGAGCCCAGUGCCACCACCCCGAGUGCAGAGCUUUUGUACUCCAAGUACUGUACUUUUGAGAAUUGCAGAAGGAGUUUCACCCUUGGGACAUCUCUUCCUGUGCAGCUGUGAGCUCACUAAACCCUUUCCUUGCAGAUCCUCUCUCGUCCCCAGCACGUGGAUGCACUCAGCCCUUGCUGUGCCUGGCAAAGGUAGAUGGAGGAGCUGGGGAUGAGCAGCCAUGGCUCGUGCUAGCUAAAGCCACCAUUGCCUUUUGCUUUGGCAGGAUGCUGAAGGGAGCUCUCCUGAGCCCAGGGGCUUGGAGGCUCUGUUUGCUGAUGUCCUUCCACCACCCUGAGGCUGGCCCUCUCGUAGCAUUGGUCACAGCACACCUUAGGGACAGGCCCUGCUGUCCUGGCUGUCCCCACGCAUUUGAUUUGCACAUUCCUGGGCAGCAGCCCCGGGAGCUGCUGUGGUUUGGUUUGGCCCUGAAGCUCUACCUGCCUGCUUUGCAUCCUCCAGGGAAGCACCCCGGGGUUGCUGGCUCACAGAGAACAGGCUCUGGGUUCCCUCUGCACUGCCAGCAUUGUUGCUCCUCCUCCUCUUCACCCACCUGCAUUCCCAGCACAUCCAGCUAAGAGCCUCUCUGGGGGCGCCUGCUCUGCCAAGAGUCUCCUUGGCUUUGGCUUUAGUCCUUGUCUCUCCUCUGCCUCCCCACGCUGCCAGGCAAUGCCUGUGCUUGAUGCUCUGCAUCCCUGAGCCCUCUGAGGGGAGCAGGCCAUAAGGACACCAGUGUGGGCACUGCCCUGGUCCUCCCACCUGCCGUGGUGAGAGUGGGCAGUAGAGAGGAGGCAGACUCCGAAGCGCCCAUGGCUUUGCAGAGGGGGGUGGCAGUCACACCAUGCCCCUUUUGCUCUGCUGAGCCCAGGUGGAUCAGUCCAGUGCCCUGCUGGAGCGAGCCCUGGCAGUGCUUUCAUUCAGUGCCCUGUGUGCCCUUGCCCUGCUCUCCAGCUGCAAAGCAGGAGGAUGCUUCCCUCUUGCUGGCCCUAGGCUGGAAGCUGCUGGCAUGAGCAGCAAGGGCCAGUGGCCUGUCUCCCCCAGCAGGAUCGCUCCAGCCCUGGGGCCUGUCUGUGCUCUUCUCCACCUUCUGUCCCAGGGCUCUGGGUGGCAGCCCAACACAGCAGCCUCUCUGUGCCCAGCUGUGGGCUGGCCCAAGCUGGUCUGUGUUCUGAGUGUGAAGCUCUCUGAUUGUGGCUGUCUUCUGCUGCAGCCAGGCUGUGCAUCUCUGCUCCCUCCCUGCCUGUCCCUUCCCUUCUGCCAUCUGUCCAUGGGCACCUUCCCUUCUCCCUGUCGUGCAGGGUUGCUGCUCCGUGCUGCAGGCUGUGCAGUGCAGAGGGGCCUGGGUCUGGGCCCUGCACAGCAGCAGUGUCCUGCUUGCAGCCAGCUUGUGCAGGGUUGCUGCUCCAUCCACAUGCCCCUUCCCACGGCAGCGAGGGCUGCACCACUGCUCUGUGCCUUGUCCUGGGUCCCCUUUCCUUCAGCCCCUCCCCAGCAAACCCAUUGUCACCAGGACACAUUCCCAGUGGAGACAGCUGGGGGGGGGUUAGUUAAACCUUCCCGGCUCUGGCUGCCUCCCAGCAGCUGAGGCUCGCAGCAGGCUGCUGGUGGCAGGUAGCGAAGCUCUCCCACUCCACAAUUCCCUGGCGACGCCUCGCAGGAGCCACUCGGGAAGUGCACUCUUGGUCCAGACAUGCGACUGUGGAAGCCACAGGUCCCUGGCUGGGAGCGGCUGGGGCCGGGCCCUGUGCUUGCCUCUCGGCUUCCUCCUCUCUGCCGUAGCUGCCAAGCGCCGGAGCUGUUGCAUGUGUCCCUGCAAACCCCCGCAGCGACUCCCCGAGCCUUCUCCUCCUGCCCGGAGGAGGUGUCCAGCUGGUGGCCGUGGGGGCUUGGUGCCUGGCAGCCUGCCCCGCCAGCGUCCGGGGGAACCGGGCUCGGUGCCUGGCAGCCUGCCCCGCCAGCGUCCGGGGGAACCGGGCUCGGUGCCUGGCAGCCUGCCCCGCCAGCGUCCGGGGGAACCGGGCUCGGUGCCUGGCAGCCUGCCCCGCCAGCGUCCGGGGGAACCGGGCUCGGUGCCUGGCAGCCUGCCCCGCCAGCGUCCGGGGGAACCGGGCUCGGUGCCUCGCAGCCUGCCCCGCCAGCGUCCGGGGGAACCGGGCUCGGUGCCUGGCAGCCUGCCCCGCCAGCGUCCGCGGGAACCGGGCUCGGUGCCUGGCAGCCUGCCCCGCCAGCGUCCGGGGGAACCGGGCUCGGUGCCUCGCAGCCUGCCCCGCCAGCGUCCGCGGGAACCGGGCCGUGCAAUUCUGUAAAUAAACGUCAGACCGACCCGGG
Messenger RNA from Pogoniulus pusillus (Red-fronted tinkerbird), 3855 nucleotides. It is a transcript of the gene MARCHF2, whose product is annotated as membrane associated ring-CH-type finger 2. The coding region runs from base 133 to 873 and encodes 246 amino acids. Gene Ontology annotation, molecular function: ubiquitin-protein transferase activity; zinc ion binding. The record is from RefSeq and is a predicted model, not a curated record. Lineage: Eukaryota; Metazoa; Chordata; Aves; Piciformes; Lybiidae. Gene Ontology annotation, biological process: protein ubiquitination. The transcript has 5 exons.